AAGACUCUGAAUCAAAUCCAGAGAUUAUUCAUGAUGUCUUGUUCCGUACCGGUGUUACCCAGGAGGGAAUAGAAACAUACACCCCUCGGUUGCUGAUUUACGAUUUGAAAGGGGGGUUAGGAUCAUUGAAUAAGUUCAGAUUAUACGAGGAGGAAAUACCAGAUACACAGUCAUCGAAUCAAUACGGCACAUGGGAUGGAAGGACAGAAACGUAUGCACAAGAACCAUACGAGCAGAAUGAUUACCUGAGAUCACUAGAAGAAGAGGUAGAAACAAGCAGCCGCGCACAAAUGGAUUUGGACAUACAGGAAGAAGAUGUUGAUUAUCACUUGGACGAAAUGGUAACAACCUGGUCUGACUAUAACAAGAUGUAUUAUCACCCAAAGAGCAUCAAUCAGAUAAACCAAUAUCAAUUGGACGAAUUCAUACCAUUCGAUGUAUUCACUUACGGACGAAAUGCAUUUGAUGCACACGAAAAGGAAACAGAAUCAUUUGACCAAAAUUUUAGAUUUUUUGCCGAAGAAUGUGAUGGUAUUCAGGGCUUUCAUGUCAUGACGGAUAUAAUCAAUGGUUUUGGCGGAUUCACAAGCGGUUUUAUUGAAACAUUGCGAGACGAGUAUCCCAAAAAGGCAAUUCUAAUCUACGGAAAUACAAACAGUCUUGAUUUGGCGACUGCUAAUCAAGAAAGGAAAUAUAACAAACAGAUGUUAAACGCUAUUUUCAGUACGGUCUACUUGUCUCAGAUGUCGUCUUUGUAUGUUCCUUUAAGUACACCGCGGCCCUCUACUUCAACAAAUCAGUCUUGGAUGAAAUACUUAAAACCUAAUCUACUGCUUCCGUAUCAUACCAGCGCACUAUUAUCAUCAGCCAUCGAAACUACAUGUCUUCCAUUCCGGACGCGUUCCAACCCUACAACUAUGCUGAAUUUGCUGGAUCAACUGAAUUGGCGUGGAGGUACAAAAAUCGCCUCGCUAGGAGUCGCGUUUCCCCUACCACUGUCCAUAUACGGCGACGUUGACCUGAGCAUACCGGCAAAUAAUGGAAAAGAUAGUUGCAUCAAGUAUUUCAGUGCUAUGGAAGAUAAUAACCACAUGAACUUGGAGCCUAUGUUCUCACAAUCGGUGGUCAUGAGAGGAUUCCCUGAAGCAUUUGUGCCUGUAUCCAAGACAGUAUGUGAGAAACCACGCGACGUCAAGAACAAACUCUUUGACAAAUUCAAUUCAUUGCGCUGUGUGAAUACAACAAACUUUGACGUUAAACCCGCCUCUCCAAUACCACCAUCAUUUCCACAAAUGUUCAAGUCUCUUACUGUUGACGGAUUUACAAACAUAUCGGGGUAUGACAUCAAAUUGCAUUUCGCUCUCUCAUAUCAACCUCGACACCUGUUGAAGCAAUACGUAAAUGUCUUGGAAAGAUUGAAUUUCAGACUAUUUCCCGAAUAUGCGGAAGGCACACAUGGGCUGACAAUGGAAGAUUUUUUAGAAGUUAAAGAAUCGAUAUUGGAGCUACAAGAUGUUUAUACCGAGGACUAA
This is a messenger RNA of Paraglomus brasilianum, 1532 nucleotides long. The record is from the annotation of a GenBank genome assembly. NCBI's taxonomy places the organism in Eukaryota, Fungi, Glomeromycota, Glomeromycetes, Paraglomerales, Paraglomeraceae.